Molecule: messenger RNA, 459 nt
Organism: Uncinocarpus reesii 1704
Lineage: Eukaryota; Fungi; Ascomycota; Eurotiomycetes; Onygenales; Onygenaceae
Exons: 2
Coding region: 1-459 (152 amino acids)
Molecular function (GO): RNA binding
Source: RefSeq, a predicted model, not a curated record
AUGUCAGACGCGUCGAGAUUAAAGAACACAAUCUAUGUCGGCGGGCUCGAUCAAGCUGUGACGGCGCAAACGCUUGCAGAAGCUUUUAUUCCCUUUGGUGAAAUUGCCGACAUCACUUUACCAAAGCCCGAGCUCCCUUCAUCUACUGAUCUCCAUCGUGGUUUUGGAUAUGUGGAGUUCGAAAUGGCCCAAGAUGCGAAGGAGGCGAUCGAUAAUAUGGAUCAAAGCGAGCUUUAUGGACGGAUCAUUAAGGUAGCGGCUGCGAAGCCACAGAAGGAUAGCAACGAAGGACUUGGAAGCAAGACUGCUAUCUGGGAACAGGAAGGUUACCUUGCAAAACAUGCUGUUAGCGAGGAGGAUAGACAAGAUGCUGGACAAGCGGGAUCGACUGCUAAUAGCCGUCCGGAUCCAAUGCAAGGUUUAGAAGGCCUAGACGUCGCUGGGCCCAACCCAGCAUAA